AUGGAGCCGGCGUUUGUGUGCCUCCGGGAUGAACUGGUCGCCGCGUUGAUGCAGAGCCCCUCCGAGCUGAACCAGGAAUCUUUGCAGCGGCUGGUGGAGAUGGCCUUGCCUCUCGCCAAGAAGUACCAGGAGAUCGAUGUGAAGGACAUUAUGCGGGCCAAUACCCAGGGGGAGACCAAAAAAGACCUGCGAACGAUCUCGACUGCUCUGAACAUCCUCGAGAAGUACGGCCGCAAUCUCUUGAACCCUCUCAAGCCUCGUUUCUGGCGCACCGUCAAGUUCAACAACCCCGUCUUUCGGGACACAGUCGACACCAUUCAGGGCGGACGGGAUGUUCUUCGCCUCUAUGGCUAUUCGGAAGAACAGAGCGACGGGCUCUGCUUCCCGGAGCACCUGCAGGAACCCGACACCCUCCGAGUGGCCUCCAUCACAGUGGACAUCAUGCUCCUACGAGCUGAGCUGAACCUUCUCCUUUCGGACAGUCACCCCAACCCUCAGGUUUUGCAGGAGUUGGUGCAGGAGGGGAACAGCUUACAGAGCAACCUCAUAGCUGACGUGGCUCCGGAACGCAUGCUUCUGCACCCAGCGCCGGCAUUAUCGCAUUCAGAGUACCUGCCGCCAGAUUCCUGCCUGCUUUGUGGUUUGGAGUCCCCGUCGCUGCACUGCCCUUCCUGUGCCCAGUCUCUGUGCCCGGACUGCGAUCGCCUCUUCCACAAGCACCCAUCGCGGACGCAUCACCGGCGGGUGCCCAUGAAGGAACAGGCAUGGCGGAACACGCUGCCACCCAGCCUCUCCACAGUGACCCCCGAUGCGGCAUCCUUGCGUCCGCCAAUGGAUGGAUGGCACAGCCUGCCUGCCCAGCCGCCCCUCCCCCGCCCGACCUGGUUUUGUGCUGCCUGCCAGACCCUCAACAAUGCCCGCUCUGUGCUGUGCGUGGCCUGUGACCGGCCCCGUGGCUGCAAGAUACCCGCCAGCCUCAGUUCGGAGGAGCAGCUGGCCCGUGGCCACUGGUCGUGUCAGUCGUGCACCUUCGAGAACGAGGCGUCCACGGUGCUGUGCGCGGUCUGCGAGAGGCCCCGUCUGUCUGGGAGACCUGGCACAGGCGACGCCAAACCCCUCAUGGCCUGGGAGGAGCCAAAGGAGCUGCGGCAGGAAGAGCUCCCUGGCUGGCAGUGUGAGCACUGCACCUUCUGGAACCACAUCCACGGCCGAGUGUGUGAAAUAUGCAACCGCACCAGCCAGCAAGGAGGUCGUGAACCCACUCCGCUGCUCUGGAAGCCGGGGGAGGAAAAGGCCAAGAAGGAACCAGCUGACAUCAAGGCAGACCCAAAGUGUCUGUCAAAGUCCCUCUCCCAAGAUGAGGUUGAACAUCAGCAAGAGAAACUGCGAGAGGAUGGCCAGAAGAUGGUUGCCAUGAUCAGGAAGCUGAAGCGAGUGGGUGUGGUCCCUGAGCUGGUGGCUGCCGCCGUGUCCUACUCAGGGACGGAGAUCCCUCUGGCCUGGCUGAAUCUGGAGCUCCCUGGAGUCCUGGAAGAGGUGGCUGAGACGGCCACUCAGCGAGGGGAGGAGGAGCUGGGGGGUGGACUGGGCGCCGUGACCUACCAGGAAGCCCAGACGGCCUGGAUGGAGACGGGGGACACGGACGAAGCCGUCAGCCGUUGCCUGGCUGCUCGCCGCAGCAAGGUCCGGGAGUUGAAAGCACUAGGUUUUGCGGAGCGGGGCCACGUCCUGCAGGCCCUCUACCAGAACAAAGGCGACUUGUGGCAAGCGCUGGUGCAGCUGCAGCGCCAGCGCCUGGAGCCCUUCCACCAGCGCAUGUGGGAGAGUGAAGAGCCCCCGUUCGACUUCCACAGUCCUGACCGGCAGGCUCUUUUGCGGCGUCUCUUGGCCUCCCUGUGCUUGCCCAGCUGGGGCCGAGCUGAGCUGGUCGUCUCGCUGAUGCUGGAGAAGCCGAGCGAAGGGGGCUGGGAGCUGGCUGACAUCGUGGAGGCGGUGAAGGCCUCGCCCAGCCGGGACUUCAUCAAGCGCCUUUUGAGCUGGGAGUGUGCUGUCUGUAGCUGGGCCCUGCCACGCAACAAGAUGCAGUCACUGACGUCGUGCGAAUGUACCAUCUGCCCCGAAUGCUUCGCCCAGCACUUCACCAUCGCUGUGAAAGAGAAGCACAUCACGGACUUGGUGUGCCCGGCGUGCUCCGAGCCAGAGAUCAGCGAUGAACGGGAACUCCUCAGCUACUUCUCCACCCUCGACAUCCAGCUGCGCAGCUGCCUAGACACUGAAACGUAUGAUCUCUUCCAUAAGAAGCUGACCGAGAGGGUGUUGAUGCGGGACCCCAAGUUUCAGUGGUGCACUCAUUGCUCCUUCGGAUUCAUCUACGAGUCUGAACAGCUGGAAGCGAAAUGUCCACAGUGCCGCAAAAGCUUCUGCGUCCAGUGCAAGCGGCCAUGGGAGCUGCAGCACCAAGGCCUGUCUUGCGAAGGGUUCCAGGAGUGGAAGCGGACCAACGACCCCGAAUACCAAGCCCAGGGCUUGGCUGCGUACCUGCAAGAGAACGGGAUCGCCUGUCCCAACUGCAAAUUCUCGUACGCCCUGGCCCGGGGAGGCUGCAUGCACUUCCAUUGCACCCAGUGCCGGCACCAUUUCUGCAGCGGCUGCUACAGCGUCUUCCACGCCAAGAACAAAUGCCCGCUCCCUGGCUGCUCGAUCAAGCGGGCCCUCCACGCCCACCACCCUCGCGACUGCCUCUUCUACCUGCGGGACUGGGAGGUCGUUCGCCUGCAGCGACUCUUGCAGGAUAAUGGCGUGGUGUUCAACACUGAUCCACCGGCUGGGACCCGGGCUGCCACUGGAGGUGAGUGCAUAGGGCUGAGGAUAGCGAUGGUUUCUCAACAAGGGUUGUAG
Molecule: messenger RNA, 2898 nt
Organism: Heteronotia binoei (common prickly gecko)
Lineage: Eukaryota; Metazoa; Chordata; Lepidosauria; Squamata; Gekkonidae
Gene: RNF31
Product: ring finger protein 31
Biological process (GO): protein linear polyubiquitination
Cellular component (GO): LUBAC complex
Molecular function (GO): K63-linked polyubiquitin modification-dependent protein binding; ubiquitin protein ligase activity; K48-linked polyubiquitin modification-dependent protein binding
Source: RefSeq, a predicted model, not a curated record